Molecule: messenger RNA, 3942 nt
Organism: Dendroctonus ponderosae (mountain pine beetle)
Lineage: Eukaryota; Metazoa; Arthropoda; Insecta; Coleoptera; Curculionidae
Product: netrin-1
Exons: 7
Coding region: 156-2216 (686 amino acids)
Molecular function (GO): protein binding
Source: RefSeq, a predicted model, not a curated record
GCUCAGACAGCGGUUCGCCAGUUAUCCGGCGGACUGCGGAGAACAAAGUUACGCGCCUCUAGUGCGAAAGCUCUCGACACAGUCGCGCCGAUCUUUCGUCUUCUUCGAGCAAUGGUCCAUUGAGGCCGACGUGUCCAUUCGAUCCAAUAGCGAAAAUGGCUUUUCACAGGCACAACAUUGCAAUCCUGAUCGGUUUGAUUGGUGUGGCCUCUGUUCGGUGUGUGAACGAGAAUUUUUUGAAAAUGUUCGAGGGCCAGCAGACUCCGGUCGACCCAUGCUACGACGAGGACCGGCCUCGCAAGUGCAUUCCGGACUUUGUCAAUGCGGCCUUUGGGGAGCAUGUGAAAGCGUCCAGCACUUGCGGCAUGCACGCCCCCGUGCAUUAUUGCGAGGCACCGGAGCCGGGCGCCAGCCCCCAGUGCCACAUUUGCGAUGACCAUCAACCCCGUACCCGAUUCCCUCCGGUCCAUCUCACCGACUUGAACAACCCCAACAACGUCACCUGUUGGAGGAGCGAGCCGCUUCCUCCGGUCACCUCCAUCGAUGCCGCUCCGGACAAUGUGACGCUGACGUUGAGCCUGGGGAAGAAAUACGAGCUGACUUACAUCAGCCUGCAGUUCUGCCCCGAGACGCCCAAGCCGGACUCAAUCGCGAUCUACAAGAGCAUGGAUUACGCGAAAACUUGGCAGCCCUUCCAGUUUUACUCCAGUCAAUGCCGGCGGGUGUAUGGGAGGCCCAACAGGGCCACCAUAACGAAAUCCAAUGAGCAGGAGGCCAAAUGCACCGACGCUCACCGCUAUACGGGAGGAGACUCGUUUGGCUUCGGCCAAACCUCCAGAAUAGCCUUCAGCACUUUGGAGGGCCGUCCGAGCGCGCUGGAUUUCGACAACUCCUUGGUGCUGCAAGACUGGGUGACCGCAACCGACGUCAAAGUGGUGUUCAAUCGGCUUCACAUGCCCGUCGAGGACCUCUCCGACAACCUGGACCUGUUGGUCGACGAAAACAUGUACAACAAGCAACGUUUCGACGAGGAGAAUCUAACGCGCGAACCUUCGGUUCAGCUGGUGAACGAAAUGCAGGCGGCCGAUAAUGAAGCCACCCCAGCCAACAAUAAGGCCUCCGUAUCGGGGGAGGUGACCUCCAAUGGUAUUCAUCGCUACCACCAGGUGACCCACCAAUAUGCAGUGGCGGAUUUCGCGGUCGGAGGACGAUGCAAGUGCAACGGUCACGCAAGUCGGUGCGUGACCGGCGAUGAUGGAAAAUUGGCCUGUGAAUGCAAACAUAAUACGGCUGGACGGGAUUGCGAACGCUGCAAACCCUUCCAUUUCGAUCGGCCUUGGGGUAGGGCCACUGUCAGAGAUGCCAACGAAUGCAAAGCUUGCGAAUGCAACCAGCAUGCUCGUAGAUGCAGAUUCAACAUGGAACUGUACAAAUUGUCCGGAAGAACUUCGGGAGGUGUGUGUCUCAAGUGCCGGCAUUUCACCGCAGGAAGACAUUGCCACUAUUGCCGCGAAGGUUAUUAUCGAGACCCCACUAAGGCCAUUACUCAUCGCAAGGCAUGCAAACCUUGUGAUUGUCAUCCGAUCGGCGCCUCUGGCAAAACUUGCAACCAGCAAACUGGCCAAUGUCCCUGCAAGGAUGGCGUGGUUGGUAUCACUUGCAAUCGCUGCGCUAAAGGAUACCAACAGAGUCGCUCUCACAUUGCUCCAUGUAUCAAAAUACCGGUCGUCCAGAUGAUGGCCACCGAAGAGGACGACGACGGCUAUCCAGAGGAAGAUCCAGAUUCGGUUGCCACUGGAGAUCACUGUGGAAAGUGCAAAGGAGCGACCAAACGACUGAACCUCAACAAGUACUGUAAAAGAGACUAUGCCAUCAUGGCCAAAGUACUGUCCGAAAUUGAAAAUAACGACGAGCACACGAAAGGUUGGACGCGCUUCAUGAUCAACGUGGAAUCCAUCUACAAGAAGUCGCGAGACUCGCGGAUCCGAAAAGGAACCAUGCCCAUGCUGGUGCCGAACACCGACCUGAACUGCAAAUGCCCGAAAAUCAAAACUAACCGGUCCUACCUAUUUUUGGGUAGAGAAAAGGACGAUUCACCCGGAGGAAUAGCGACCGGAAGCUUAGGAGUGACUCAAAGAUCGAUUGUGAUUGAGUGGCGUGACGAAUGGGAUCAAAGGAUGCGCAGGUUCCGUCGCAGAGCCAGAAAAUGCAAGUAGAGCGACCGAUUAACCUAUGAGGAAGAGUUGCGCGCCAACGGUUUCACUGUGAUUUAAUUUAUGUUUAGUUGUUUGCUAAUCGAGAUUUACUGAAUGCCUGAUCUGCAUCGAUGGAUAUUCGAAAUUUUUUCCAAUUUCUCACUUAAAUAGUUGGGUGCAAGACCAGGUUCAGCUCAGCGCUACUGAUGAGGACUAAUAGGUCCGAAACCGGUCCUGGAAGCGCCAGUCUGUCCAAGUUAUUUGGCAGUGACGUCAUUAUUUCAAAUGCUCCAUUGAAAUUUAGUCAUGUUCCGGAUUGGUUUGAGUAUGAGUAUGUAACAGCUUGGGGCAGCCCUUGAUUAACCCUCCUACUAAAAAGUUGCCAGAUUUAGAAAAUUUCUCGACUGUCCAUAGAUGCAGUUCAAAGGCGUGUUCCAUGUAUAGGGGAGCAUUGCGUAAAAUAGCGAUCCAGAGUCCAGUUAUUAAUAAACUUUGGCUUCAGAACAGCCCAUAUUUAUCGAGAAAAAACUCCUGAUUAGAAGCGCUUUAAAUGCAGGGCAACUUCAACAAGCAUAAUUGAUAAUUGCAAUGCUCCUGAUUAAUUUGCAACAGCAUUAAGCAGUAUUCGAAAAGAACAUGGGCCCCUGUUACUUACUGACUAAUUUUCCAACUGUACCAAAUGCAUUUCGUGUCAUGCUGUUAGUUUGAAUUUUGUAAUUUUUGUAUUUUGUACAUAUUUUUUUACAAUUGUUCGCCAUCUGUAGUGAUUUGUUUUUUUGUAUUAUUUAUUUAUUUCCUUUCUAGUGCUAUAUAGGGAAUGAACGGGCGCGAGUGAAUGUGCCGAGUAUUUGUUCAAGUGGCUUAACAUGUUUGUAUAAUAUUACUUGCCAACAACAAUUUGGAGGAAAAUUACCAUUAUAUCCGGUUGCUCGCAAAUAUGCCACUGUUGUCGAAGUUUAAACAUUUUAUUGGCAUUGUUUAAAUGGUUUGAUGAAUGAUUGUGCCACGAUAGCUGAUAACUGAAACUGUACAGUAUUACAAAACAAUUCGCUAACAAAAUAUUCCAUAAUAUGUUACAAUUUGAGGAAAUUAUAUACAUUUGUGUAACAUUAACUAGUUCCUAGAGGCUAUAAUUAAUCUAAAUGUUAUUAUUAUAUAUUCAGGUUCUGGUUAAAAUGGGUAAACUAAUGCAGUGUCCCUUCGAGCUGUAGUUUUCAUCAAUUUCAUUUUCAUACCGCACUCUCUAUUGCUCAUCGAGAUUAUUUACCGUUGACAUGAAAAAGUGGGCCAAACCCGAAAGCGACAUGUAACAUAUCCACGAAAGAAGGGAAUUUUUUGUAAAUUGUCCAGUUUUAACCAUUUUAGUCAGACGAUAAAGUAACCGAGUAGAAAUUAGUGUUUGAUGUUAACAUAUCAAACUAUUUAACGUGUUAUAGCAAUAUCAUGCUCUCUUGUGUCUGCAAAUCAGAAGACUAAAUUAGUAUUAGGUUCAAUUACCCUCCAGUGGAAUUUCGAAUAAGAACCGAUUUGCCUCCAAAACCAUAAAAGCUAUAGACAAAAUAAAUCUCCCCUGGAUCUUGCAUGACGACGGUGGCUAGAGUGUACUAUUUAAACACCUUUCAUGUUAUUGUAGAAUUAAGCAAAGAAAAUUAGUCACAAUUAUUAUUAAUGAUUAUAUUAUAUUAUCGACUAAUUGUAAAUUUUUUGUGUACCUAAUGACUUAUUGUGUAAUAAAAUUAAAUAUGUA